CGUGGUGCUCUCCGGAGUCGGACGAUGUUCGUGCGUGCCUGGCACGGCUGCUGCUGUCCCACUGUCGCGCUCGCUGUCACCGUCGUCGCGUGAGGAGAGGGCUCGCGUACGCGUACCGUCACGGUGCGAAGCAGCGUCCUACGUCCACUACGAGCGUGCCGUCCGACCUCGCGAGCAUGUCAAGUCAAAUAUGCCUAAAGUGGAACAGUUUUCUCAGCAAUAUCGCGACCAGUUUCGAGAGUCUGUGGGAGGAAGAGGGCCUGGUGGACGUGACUCUCGCCAGCGACGGACAGUGUCUCACGGCACACAAGGUGAUACUCUCGGCCAGCAGCCCCUUCUUCAAGAAGGUCUUCCAGACAAACCCGUGUCAACAUCCGGUUGUAAUACUACAGGAUGUACACUUUAGCGAAUUGGAGGCACUACUUAUAUUUAUAUAUAAAGGAGAAGUGAAUAUCGAGCAAAAGAACUUACCUGCGCUUUUGAAAGCAGCGGAAACAUUGCAAAUUCGUGGUCUGUCUGGCGGAGAUAUUUUUGCAAAGGAGUCCUACAAACGACUAGCUGAAUUAGAACAGGCCGUGGCUGACGAUGUACCGUUGAUUAAAGAGGAGAUACCUAAAAAGAAACAGAAAGUUAGCAAGCAACAAAAUAAUUCCAUUCUGGAGAAGGCGCUGACGCCUAGAAUAUCGCAGUCGGAAAACACAAAUGAAUCUGCAGCCAGCGAUCAAAGCGGGAAGGAUGGGGAGUAUAUGUUACCUGAAACGUUACCCAAUCCAGUAUACCAUCGUCUGGAGAUGAAAAUAGAACCAUUAGAAGUGGCGGUAGAAGAUCUCCAAAAACAAUCUCCGUUAGAUAAGGAUCCAGUGGAAAGGCUAGACACGGGGCAAACAGAUGGAAAUCAAGGGUCUGGGAACAGCCCUGCCGAAGACAUUUCCGGUUUAUCUGGCUUGUCCGGGCUAAGUGGAUUCUCGGACGUCAAACCGCUGCUUUACUCGUAUCAGCAACUACCGUAUGCCGAUCUCCUGCCGAGUCCGGACAUAAUCUCGACCUGGGCGUCGUCCCGGCCGAUGGAUCAUCUCGCCUGCGACCUCAUGAAGAUUCUUUUCACGCCGGAAGAGAGGAUCCUCUGCAACGUCAACGGCAAGAUGGGCAAGCAGCAGUUUGACAGCAACAAGAUACAUCUAAUCCGGGAAGUCCUGUUGCACUUCAGUGGCAUCGCGCCCAACAGCAUCGAAUGGGAGGAGGUGUGGAAAAAUUGCGUAACCAAAAUCGACACUAGCAAUAGGGGCUUGAAAAGGUUGAAAUUCGUUGCAGGCUCAUCAAAGUCCAGUUCGACGGCCGAAACUUGCCACUCUUUUUCGCAACUGCAAACUCAGAGAGAUCCGCUCGCAGUUGGACAGAGUUCAUCAUGGAAUGUCACAAAAAUCUUGGAGGACCCGUCGUCCGAUUCACCGAAUCACUCUCGCGCCGAACAAACGUCGGAUCAAGUGGAGUCUGCGAAUUCGCUCGUAAAGCACAGCCAUGAAGUCUCGCAACCCAGUUUUCCCACAUUCACCGACUCCUGCGGUACAGAUUUAUCGGAAGAAACUAUGAAAGGUGGACCGUCGUACCUACCGUUUCCCUGUCCGUUUUGCGACAGAGCGUACACGAGCUGGGGCUUCCGCAGAAGACACAUAAAAGCCGUUCACACCAUUUCUCCAUCCCUUAAUUGCAAAUGGUGUUUACAAGUUCUCCCGACGCACGCAGCUUGGAAACGGCAUGUGAUAUUAGCGCACAAUCUGUCUGCCAAUGACGCGCACAAUGGCCUUUUAAUUCUGGAAGAGGCACAAAUGGUUCUGCAAAUAAUGCGCCCUACCAAAUUGGAUAUGUUGGUUAAUAUCAUUAAACAAUGCGCCAAACAGAACAAAGAUAACGACAAAGAUACUCAAUCGGAUAAAGAUUAAGCAGUUGUGAUAGUUUUGAUGAAGCGUGCGAGUAUCACGCUUAUACAGUUUCGUACAUGCAUGUAUCGAAGACUUGUCACUUUGAAAAUUCGUAUUAUUGAUUACAUCGUGCCGAUGAAAUUAUUCGUGAAAACUAUCGAGAACAUAGUUCAUCGUAAUAUAAAACUUAACUAUUUCAAGUAAAUGUGAAUUUAUUGUUUUGCAUCCUGAAAUUGAUUCAUAAAUUUAAAACGUACUUUUAUGGACUUAAUACAUAUUUUAACUUGUUAACAUAUUUUAUUUUAUUCACAUAGUUACGUGGAUGUUUAUUAUAUUAUUUAUUGCCCUUUUGUAUCAAGCUAGCUUUAGCAAUUUACGUCAAAAAUGAUUUGAGUAUUAUAAUUUAAUACAAGAGUAUACGUAUGCGUGUGUAUGUAUGAACUACUGUGAUGUAGGCAUAUAUUACUAAGCAUUUCCGAGUGUAAACCAAGUCCUUUCUUGGCGAAAGCUGAAAUAAACUUUAUAUAUACAGGGUGUUUCCUAAGUAAGUAGACAAACUUAAGGAGGAUA
This is a messenger RNA of Ooceraea biroi (clonal raider ant), 2489 nucleotides long. RefSeq names its product transcription factor GAGA. The record is from RefSeq and is a predicted model, not a curated record. Gene Ontology annotation, cellular component: nucleus. Lineage: Eukaryota; Metazoa; Arthropoda; Insecta; Hymenoptera; Formicidae. Gene Ontology annotation, biological process: regulation of transcription by RNA polymerase II. Gene Ontology annotation, molecular function: DNA binding; protein binding.